CCAGCGCAGUGGGUGGUAAACCAUCUCCUUUGCUUUGCCCUCUGAAUUUCUCAGACGAUUCCUCCCCCCCACCCCGGGCUCUAUGGCCACGCCAGUGCAGCCCUCCUUGGUCAGUGCGUCGCGACCCCCCCGUGCCAGGGUGCCGUGUGCCAUGGACGCCCCAUCAUUCCGAUCUGUCUUUCUCCACAGGGACCUCCUGGAGAGCCGAGAGAUGAGGGACUACACCUGUGCCCGCGCCUACAUUGACAAGGAUUUCUGCGCCCACGACAAUUUCACCGCUUUGGGCAGUCUGUAUUUCCUGCACAAAUCCAUUCAAGGGGUCUCCCAGUUUGACUUCGAAGCUCAGGAAUACAAGGCAGUAUUCGGGAAAGAGGUCCAUUCGGCCCGUCUCGAGAGCCACAGCAUGGUGGAGAAGGAGAAGUUCGCUCAGGACUUCUGGCCCGAGUUUAAAUGGUCUCGGAAAGGCUACAUCUGGACUCGCUGGAAAUUGCAGAAUCGCGUCUUUGACCUGGUGAACAUCCACCUCUUCCACGACGCCUCCAACCUCGUGGCCUGGAAAAGCCCCUCCACCUUCCCGGGAAACAGGAGGAAGGCGCUGGGAUACGUCCUUAACAGGAUCACAGACGCCCGCUACAAGAGGGAGCCCUUCUUUAUUUUUGGAGACUUCAACGUGAGGUUGGACACUCAGAGAGUGGUUGAGAGUCUAUGCAGCGCAGCUUCUGUGGAAACUGUACUGAAUGCGGACACAGAGGAUUUGAAGAAAGUUAUCUUUCAGGAGACAGAGAACGAUCACAAGGUCCUGCUGAGGAUAGAGUCAAAAACCUUCGAUUAUUUCGACCAGGGAGUUUUCCGUCACAACAACGGGAAAGCGCUCCUGGAGUUUGAUAAAGAGCUCACCAUGUUCUUCAAUCAGAUCUGUGAACUGGACAUUGAGUUCCCUCCUAGUUACCCCUACAGCGAAGUCAACACUGAAGGCACGCAGUAUGCCAACACCCGCUGCCCAGCUUGGUGCGACCGCAUCCUCAUGUCGCCAUGCGCCAAAGAGAUCGUCGCCAAGGGAGAGUACGUGUAUGACCUAGUGGGACCGUCAGUCUGUAUGGGUGACCACAAGGAAGCCUCUGUGGCAACGUGACUUGAUCCCUCUCGGCCACAGAACGAACAAAUUCCCGGUCACCGCGGUGAGCGAUCAGGAUUUGACACAUCGGGCCUCGAUGCCGAGAGACUCAACAGAUGGACGAUCCCCAUAUUCCGGGCCUCAGUUCCUGACUAAACCCCCAAACCACACCCCACCCCACACCUUGCACACUUUCCAACACCUGCGUCCCUGGAUCGCGCAGAGAACUCAACUGUAUGGUCCAUUUCCCGACUGACGCCUCCAAACCUUCCCAACAACGUUCCCCAAGUCUGUUGAAUGCGGUCUUGGGGAGAAGAGAAUUGAAGGAACCAGGAGUAAGGUGCACACCUCUUCCAGCCUGCUGGGCUAGGAUCAUGGGAAGAUCAUCCAUCUCGAUCCCCUGUUCGCCUCUUUCUCCAUUUCGACGUCCCAAGUCGAACUCUGUGCUUGUACACUUUAUAUAUCUGCUUCGUCAAUCAAGGAUCUCAGAGCUUUGAGUUGGGAACAUCAUGUUGAGGUUGUACAGGACGUUGGUGAGGCCUCUUCUGGAGCACUGUGUCCAGUUCUGGUCGCCCUGUUAUAGGAAGGAUAUUAAUAAGCUGGAGAAGGUUCAGAAGAGAUGUAUCAGGACAUCGCUGGGACUGGAGGGUUUGAGUUAUAAGGAGAGGCUGGGAGUUUUUUCCACUGGGGCGUAGGAGGCUGAGGGGUGACCUUAAAGAGGUUUAUAAAAUCAUGAGGGGCAUUGGUGAGUGGCAGAUGUCUUUUCCCGAGGGUGCGGGAUUUCAAGACUACUUUCAAAGUGAGAGGAGAAAGGUUUAAAAAAGACAUGAGGGGCAAUUUUUCACACUUUUUCGUGUGUGGAAUGAACUGCCAGAGGAAGUGAUGGAUGCAGGUAUAGCUACAACAUUUGGAUAAGUCCAUGAGUAGGAAAUGUUUGGAGGGGAUAAGGGCCAAGUGUAGGCAGGUGGGACUAGUUUAUUUUAGGAUUAUGGUCAGCACAGACUGGUUGGGCCGAAGGGUCUGUUUCUGUGCGGUGUGACUCUAGGACGUACCAGAGACUUGUAAGGGUCCCUUUAAGCUGUUUCGGAGGCUGGUUGGGAGGCAGUUGCGUGGCUGAGGGCGCCUGGAGUCACGUGUAGGGCCCGGACUAGGGAAGGGCGGCAGAUCUCCCCGUCUAAAGGGACACCAGUGAGCCAGAAUGGGGUUUGCAAACGGGUCAGAGGUUGACCUCAAUGCAGUGGGACUUUGAUGAGGAGGAGCUGGCGUUGGACAGGGGCAGACGAGAUCAGAAAUCACACGACACCAGGUUACGGUUUAUUUGAAAACACAAGAUGUUUGAGUAUUUGCAGAUGCGUUCUAUUUCACUCACAAACUAAAAAACGAAACCGGUCUGAAUCCAGAUUAAAACACAGCCGGGUUCUAAAUAAGGCCUGGCGCUGCCUGACCUGAGAUGUCACCUCGCGUAUACACUGAUAAAACCUUUAAUUCGCUCAGGGCAGUGACUUGAAAGAAAUUCUGGGAUUUGUGUUUGAAUCAGUGGAAACCUGCAUUUCCGUCCUGACAGAUUAAAGAUCCAACAGGAGGCAGCCAGUGAGCUGUUUGUAGGGUUGUUAGCUUUCUGCUUAUAAAUUCUGUGCCGGUAUAUCUUCUCUUCCACGCUGCACCCGAGGAACGAGCUGAGCUCCGAAAGCUAGUGUUUUCAAAUAAACCUGUUGGUCUGCAGCCUGGUGUCAUGUGACUUUUGACCUUGCCCUGAGACUUGGUUGAGGAAUGUAUUUUCUUCCUUAAAAAAGAAACAGAACCAAACGUAGAACAGCCCGCGCCCACCACCUUGCGCCCAUAUCUGUGCCACCCCAAGCCAUCGCCUGUCCCUCACCUGCCCACCAUGGGCCCAUAUGCCGACCAAUGCCACUCCAACCAACUCCCCCAACCCAACACCGCCACCACAUUAUGCCCUCCAGUCCUUCUCUACCCAGCUCGCGGUGCGUUGUGGCCCCUUAUGAUGCCUCAGUGCCUGCACCGCCAUUUGAGUUCUGCCCACCAAACCAGCUGCAUGGGUUGCCAACGGUGCCAAACAAAGACCCCGCUUCCAAACUGAACUUGAGCCUAUACGAGGCCACGUUCCCUUCCAGACCCCAAGGGAAAACAGGGUGGUGAAGCCGGAGCUGAUCAGCGGUAGGCCAUUCAGCCCAUCGAGAUAGCCUUACCACUCAGCACUUUGACGUCUUGGACCAGCUCCGUUGCUGUUCAUCAGAAAUCUCUCAAAAUCUGCCUGCAACAUCCUCAAAGACUGAGCUUCCUCGGGCCCCAGGGGUAUAGAAUUUCAAAGCUUCUCCACCUUCCUUCCUGAUUUAAGGAGACCGAAAGCGCACGUGCAUUCUCUAACCAAGCUCUGUGAUGAUCAAAGCAAGACUUUUGCUGGCGCCAGGCUCGAAACCAUUUGCUAUGCAUUACCUUUCAGAGAUUGAUAAAUUCCCUUUUUGUACAUCCACGCUUUCCAACCUCCAACCAUUUAAGAAAUCCAUUCGGAUGUAGUAACAGGCCAGGGUGGCCGAAUGGUGCCCCCCCCUCCCGGAACUCCUGUCUCUGUACGAAGGGCCUGUUCCUGCACAGAAGGGUGAGACCCAACGCCCCCAUGCUUUGGAGACGAUUUCGGAAAAGUGCCUUAUUUUGCCUGUUCACCUAAGCAAACCAACACUGGUAUCAUCAAAGUUCGCUCACCAUCACUUCCUCUCCCCACGCACCCACGGAGCGGGUGUUGGUGUUUUUUGAGAGAUCGGCGUGGGAGAGGGAGUGAUCAGAGGCUGUUUCUAGUUCAGCAUCCACAGUGGGCUGAACGGCCUCUAUAUUAUUCCGUCAUUCGAUGAAUUCCAAUGUAUCAUACUGGCCGCCACUGUUUCCAUAAACACCACCAUGAAUGCCGCUUGUGUAUAUAGUCUGUCUGUACAUUGUAAUCGUCCUGACCUUGUAAAGAACUGAAAUAAAUUCCAAAAAUACACCUCGAUUUGCAAA
Messenger RNA from Rhincodon typus (whale shark), 4126 nucleotides. RefSeq names its product inositol polyphosphate-5-phosphatase A-like. Bases 83 to 1132 code for a protein of 349 amino acids. NCBI's taxonomy places the organism in Eukaryota, Metazoa, Chordata, Chondrichthyes, Orectolobiformes, Rhincodontidae. The record is from RefSeq and is a predicted model, not a curated record. Gene Ontology annotation, molecular function: inositol-polyphosphate 5-phosphatase activity. The transcript is spliced from 12 exons. Gene Ontology annotation, biological process: phosphatidylinositol dephosphorylation.